Messenger RNA from Mizuhopecten yessoensis (Yesso scallop), 2679 nucleotides. RefSeq names its product ficolin-1-like. The transcript has 4 exons. The record is from RefSeq and is a predicted model, not a curated record. The coding region runs from base 449 to 1192 and encodes 247 amino acids. NCBI's taxonomy places the organism in Eukaryota, Metazoa, Mollusca, Bivalvia, Pectinida, Pectinidae.
UCUAAAGGUGAUGCAAAUCUUAUUUUAAUGCAAGUUAAUAUAUAACACUAUAUGGCAUUCGACGGCCGUAUAUUGUUCUGUCCUACGCUACUCUUGUUAGUUCACCUGGUCCGAAGGUAAAUUUUGUCCAUUUCUUUUUCUUUGCCUUUACAGCAGCAUUAUACCACACAAAUUUUUCAAAAGGAAAUGCCUUUGACCCUUAUUCAAGGUCAAACGGGUCAAAUUUGUUAAAACACUUAAACAAUUUCUUCAAUGUCAUGUUGAAUAGAAGUUUUACCCGUGUUUAAACAGAGUUAUUGCCCUCUACACUUCAUUCCAUCUGUGACACCCCUUCAGGUGUCGCCCCACUAGUAUAUUUUUAUGUUCAUUGAAAUAAUACAACAGUAUACGAAGACACCGUUACGAAAUUUACAGAUUGAAGGUGGUUAUUUGCAGUCCGUCAUUGUUCAUGUAUUAUGUGCUACUAUUAUCGGAUAAUUUAGUUCGUUUCUCUAUUUCAGUUUUGAUCAAGUUUUCUUUGAACAACAUUUUCUAUUCUCUGUUGAAAGGUUUGGCAGACUGUAACGACGUGGGUUUAAGCUAUGGUUCCGGUGUGUUUACCGUUACCCCGGUAACAGGGACAACAUUUGACGUCUACUGUGAUAUGGACACUCCUGGAGGACCGUGGACGGUGAUUCAGAACAGAUAUGACGGUAGCGUUGACUUCAUGCGGUCCUGGGCAGAGUACAAAGAUGGAUUUGGACAUAUCAAUGGAGAAUUCUGGCUAGGAAUGGAACCAAUUAGAAGCCUGUUGGUGUUGGGACAAGCCCUGCGCAUCACGUUGGAGAGUUGGCAAGGGGAUGUCAAGUACGCAGAUUACACAACAUUUGAUAUAGGAUCUGAGACAGAGAAGUACCUGUUGACACUGCAAUACCCCAAUGGUACAGGUACAUUAGCUAAUUCGAUUUGGUACCACAGCGGGAAGGUUUUCUCUACGUUUGACCGUGACAAUGACAAUGCACCUUUCAGUUGUAGCGAUCUUUAUAAGGGGGCGUGGUGGUACAGUUGGUGCCAUUCGUGCAACUUGUUUGGCCUAUAUGUUGAAGAUAAUGGCAAUGAUGACCCAACUUCCAUGACGUGGACACAGUUCUAUUCUGAUCGAUAUAUGCCUCCAUUACGGAAGUGUAAGAUGAUGGUUAAACGACUAACCUAGUCAUAUGUAUCUCUGACUCAACUUUUUCUGUCGUAAAGGAUUUCUUUGUAAUACACAUGGCAAUAUCGGAUGGAUUUAUAUGAUCACAUGGAUGUAAUAUGGAGGUUGGCUGCCAGGGAGGGGUCACAAAAUAGCUGCCUGUAUUCCCAUUAUAGUAGGGGUAGGGAGCAGUUCAUUUCUAGAAACUGACAGAACAUACAACGACAGGAAGAAAUUCAGUUUGAACUAAGGGAAAGGAACCCGGAAGACAUUUAACAUUAACUUACUUACACGAACUUUCGAUACGAAGCUUAGUUUAGCCUCUAGUGUCUGUUUGGGUGGACACUAGUAGUAAACUUCGGCUGCCUUCAGAUACCAUAGGAGUUGGACUAUACAAUGGGAAUACAACGUCUGCUUCCACUAAGAAUUAUUGACCAAUGAAAAACAUGUAUAACUUCUGCUGCCACCUGAUAUGUACAGUGGGAGUAUACGUUCCUUUGCCACUUGGGGAGAACAAUGGAAUAACACGUUCUUCUUAGUCCUGUGGUUAUCCAUUAAAGGUAUUCUCUCGCACCACUAUGGGUGGACCAUGGAAGACCAUUUAUAACUUCUGCUGCCACUUGGGAUGUACAAUGGGACUAAAGCUUUUUUGCCACUGGGGAUAGAUAAUGAAGACAUAACUUAUUUUGCCACUCCGGAUGAACAAUUGAAGUGUAACUUCUGCAACCACUAGGAGUGUACCAUUAAAGUAUAACUUAUUGCUACCACUACGGGUGGCCAUUAUUAGCAUAAAAUCAGCUGCCACUAUUAGGUAGAACAAUGAGAAUACAACUGCUGCAACUAGGGAUCGAAUGUUGGUAUAAUGUUUUCUGCCACUGAGAGUGAAUAUUGGGAUUAAACCUUCUGCUGUCAUAUGUUGUGGACUACAGAAAACAAUCUGCUGCAGCUAGGUGGUAGACAAUGUGAGUGUAACCUUUGCUGCUGCUGUGGUUGGACAAUAGACGUACACGAGUAAGUUCUGCUGCCACAUGGUAUGGACAAUGGGAAUAUAACUACUGCCACCUGGUCGGACAAUUGGAUUAUAAUUUCCACCUAUUUCGUAGGACAAUUGAUGACCUGUUUAACAUCUUUGCCACUUUAAUUGGACAAUGAGAGUAAUGAUUCUGCUGCCACAUAGCGAGGAGAAUGGGCGUAUAACUGCCCAUGGUCGGACAAUGGGAGUUUAAUUUCAACUUCUUUCGAAGGACCAUAGAAGUAUAACAUCUGCUGCCACUUUGAUUGGACAAUGAGAAUGUUUAAUUCUGCUGACACUUAGAAACGUUAGGUUAACUUUGCUGCUUCGUGAGGUAAACAUAAAGAGUAUAGGUUCUGUUGCAGGUUUGGGUGACUAUAGGGGUGUAACUCCUGUAUCUGUUCUUGCAUGGUUAUGCUAAAAUGCCUAAAAAUAUUUAUCACAUAAUAUACUGUGUUAUUCAGUGAAUAUACCCGUGUCAUAUUUUUUGCGUAUA